UCUGCGUGUGUCACUGCCUGCUGGUGGAGCCUCUACAGUGCUUGUACUAUCUCACUGUCUCCACGACGGCUCGCCACAUCCUUAGCUCACAUAACGUCUUAAUGCGAUGAACCGGGAAUGUAUUGAUUAUGGCUGACCUACGGAUGUCACUAGCUGUCGUGGUUGUUCAUACUGUCCUGUAUACAACCUGCCAGGCUCUGUGGUGUAACUGCACCACUCCUCGGUGUCAGAAGACUGGCUUCCAGUGUGAGACCGAUGGGGCCUGCAGGGCUUCCACCUUCUUCAGCAAUGGAAAACAGCAGCACAGCCGCGACUGUAUCACACAGGAAAAUCUCGUGCCCCCUGGAAAACCAAUCUACUGCCUUAGUGUAGAAGGCUUUGUAUACACCCAGUGCUGCUACAGUGACUACUGUAACAGCAUUGACCUGAGAGUACCUCCUGAAAUCGGGGGAGGCUACGGCCCUGGUGGGACGUGGAGGCUAGCGGAACUAGUUGCUGUGAUCGCAGGGCCGUUGUUCCUGCUGUGUCUGCUGCUGUUGGUGGGCAUGUUCAUGUAUCAUUAUCACCGGAGGGGCUACAACCACAGGCAAAGGCUGGAGGUGGAGGAUCCAUCCUGUGACCACCUCUACCUGGCCAAAGACAGAUCUCUGGAGGACCUCUUUUGCAAUCUGUCCACAUCUGGUUCAGGCUCUGGUCUCCCCCUCUUUGUCCAGCGGACUGUAGCCAGAACAAUUGUCCUGCAGGAGAUCAUUGGUAAGGGGCGCUUCGGGGAAGUGUGGCGAGGACGUUGGAGGGGCGGCGACGUGGCAGUGAAGAUAUUCUCAUCCAGAGAAGAGCGUUCUUGGUUCCGUGAGGCUGAAAUCUACCAGACAAUCAUGCUCCGCCAUGAAAAUAUCCUGGGAUUUAUAGCUGCUGAUAACAAAGACAAUGGGACAUGGACUCAGCUGUGGUUGGUAUCAGAUUACCAUGAGUACGGCUCUCUGUUUGACUACCUGAACCGUUAUUCUGUCACCACCGAGGAAACGAUCAAACUGGCACUGUCAGCUGCAAAUGGCCUCGCACAUCUGCAUAUGGAGAUUCUUGGAACGCAAGGAAAACCAGGCAUUGCCCACAGAGACCUGAAGUCCAAGAAUAUCCUGGUGAAGAAGAACUGCACCUGUGCCAUUGCUGACCUGGGCUUGGCUGUCCGUCAUGACUCUGCCACAGAUACGAUCGACAUUGCCCCCAAUCAGAGAGUGGGAACCAACAGGUACAUGGCCCCAGAGGUUCUCGACGAGACCAUCAACAUGAGACACUUUGAAUCAUUCAAAUGUGCUGAUAUCUACGCUUUAGGCCUGGUCUACUGGGAAAUUGCACGCCGCUGUAGCAGUGGAGGUAUCCAUCAAGAAUACCAGCUGCCCUACUAUGACCUGGUACCAUCUGACCCAUCCAUAGAAGAGAUGAGAAAGGUGGUGUGUGACCAAAAGCUUCGACCCAAUAUUCCAAAUUGGUGGCAGAAUUACGAGGCCUUACGGGUCAUGGGUAAAAUCAUGAGGGAGUGUUGGUAUGCCAACGGAGCUGCACGCUUGACGGCCCUGCGCAUUAAAAAGACGCUGUCCCAGCUCAGCAUUCAGGAGGACAUUAAAAUCUGAGCGAAGCGAGACAGCAGAGCACUGAGAAGGACCCGGCCCCUCCAGACUGAGAGGAAGAGGCCGGGCCUUCUAAAGAGAUGGCACAAUGAAGAGUGGCACUUUGUAAAAAUUUUACUGCACAGAUUCUUCUGCCAGGUUUGAAACCACUUGAUUUCCGACAAACCCUACCUCGCUUUACCCAGCCAAAAUAAACAGGAACAUCUUCCCUGUCUCAUCCUCAGCUCCCGCUGCCAAACCUCACCCUCUUUGUUCACACUGCACUAACACAGUUUCCUGGAUUUCUUCUGCUUGCAGUCAUUAACGUCAUGUGCGCUUAACCAAGUUACUUUCUAAAAAUAUCAGCUGCUGAUGUUUCAUUGUUUCAAAGUGUAAUUAUUAGUUAGCAAACAGCAUUCACUUUUAUUGUCUUUGUAAAGGAGCAUUUCUGUUAGAAAUGCUUGAAUACUGUACGGGAUCUUGUGAAGCAUCUGUGUAGGUUAAUUUCAGCCAUGUCUGCAGCACUCAAAGGAUCAACUAUGCUUAUAGAUCACUUCACUUAUUGAUUCCCUUGUUGACUCCUGAUUAUCGUUCCAUAUGGGAGAAAGGUGGCUUGCAGAGUUUUCAGCUGUGUAGGGCACUCCUUAGUUAGUCAUGAGUUUGAAAUGAUUGUUAAGAGGAACAGAUAAGCUUGGAGAAACAUUUACAUUUCCUGAUUCCCACCUCUGUGCACACAGGCAUUAUUACAGGCUACUUAGAAAUCCUUUAGAGCAAAUUAUUCAUCUGAUUUUAGUCUGUUCAUAUUUAGGAAAACACAUAAACCAUCUUCACUACCACUGACUAGUUACUGGUCCUCGCUUGAUCUUCACUCACUUCAGACCACUAACAAAAUACCACAAGAAGCAUGUAGAUCCAUAUGUUGUAUGUUUGUAUUAUAGUCUCCUAUUAUGUAUGCAUAACCUCAGAUAAGCUUAUAUACACAACAUCCAGAUAUUACACUGCCACUUCAAAGCAGUCCAGAAUCAGAAUUAUACUUUUGUGUUUAGGUUAAUAUUUUAUAUUCUCACAGCAUGUCAAAGGUUUUUUCCCCUCAGGGCACUUUCUUCCUGAAUAAGUAUAAUUACUGUACUGCACAUAAACGAGCCUUUUAAGGUGAUACUUUGGUUUAUGUUUUUAGAUUACUUUUUUAAUGGACAGAAUUUUUUUUUUUUGUAACGAUAAAUAUUUACCCAAAUACUUUGUGACCUGUGAGGUAACAUUACUGUAGUUGUCAGACGACCUGCUUAUGGUACUUUACUACUGCCAAGCAGUAUAAGUUAAAUUCAUAUUUCUCUCUAUGGCUUCUUUUCCCCCCUCCAUGCAGUACCUCCUUAAUGUGCAUAUUUUGCUUUAUGUGUAUCAUUUCCUUCACUUUAACAUUAUCAGAAAUCACGUGCAUUUUUUUAUGUAUUCAGGAAAAAUGUGCACUUUUUGUCUUGAGCUGCAGAUACUUUUUGCAUGCAUACUUGUGAAGCCUGAAAGGCCACUUGUGCACUACUACUGACCUCGCUGCGUUAAAACCAACCUCUUCUCAGAAUCAUCUCCAACCAUGGCCUCCAGUGUUUAUUUAAGAUCACGCUACUGAAAAUGAGAAUGUUUACACAAAUCAUACCAGUCAGUUGCAGUACGUCUCUGACUGGAAAUUGUAAAUAUAAUCUCACUUUUCUUUAAUCUCUGGGGGAGGACGUGUUAAAACUAAAUACUGCUGAAAUGCCUUUGUGUUAGCUCACAUUUUUUCUCUGACUUGUGGUUUUUGUUUUUUUUUUAAAACUGGGAAUGUGAAUCAUAUUUUUGCUUUUUUUUUUUUUUUUUUGCCUUACAGUUUAAAAGUGCAUAUUGUGUUCAGGGUUUUUAAUACUUUGAUCUCUGUAUCCUUUUGGAGGAACACUGGAGUGUAACAAAAAAGUAAAACAAAACUGGUAUUAUAUUGCAGAUUGUAAAAGUCCCAGCUUUCCAUCCAUGUAAUAGAAAUAAAUCUAAAUUUUUUUAAAAAGUCCUUUGGGACAAUAAUCAUGUAACAUCCAAUACAAAUGUAAUAAAUACAAUUGUUUUCCUA
Molecule: messenger RNA, 3702 nt
Organism: Archocentrus centrarchus (flier cichlid)
Lineage: Eukaryota; Metazoa; Chordata; Actinopteri; Cichliformes; Cichlidae
Product: activin receptor type-1B-like
Exons: 9
Coding region: 129-1631 (500 amino acids)
Biological process (GO): protein phosphorylation; cellular response to growth factor stimulus; cell surface receptor protein serine/threonine kinase signaling pathway
Cellular component (GO): signaling receptor complex; plasma membrane
Molecular function (GO): ATP binding; transmembrane receptor protein serine/threonine kinase activity
Source: RefSeq, a predicted model, not a curated record